Molecule: messenger RNA, 2688 nt
Organism: Cucumis melo (muskmelon)
Lineage: Eukaryota; Viridiplantae; Streptophyta; Magnoliopsida; Cucurbitales; Cucurbitaceae
Exons: 1
Molecular function (GO): nucleic acid binding; zinc ion binding
Source: RefSeq, a predicted model, not a curated record
UCCGGGAGGGGGUGUGACAACUUGGUAUCAGAGCAGUUUGCUCCAUGGGAAUUAAGGUAGAGCGGUUAGCUCUAAGAAGAAACUGGAAAGUAAAUAAUUGAACGUCAAGUUAGCUUAAAGGGAACUAGUGGAGUAUGGUCUAGGUAAGGGUAGAAGUGAGUCCAAUUAUUAUUAAUACGUGAGUAGACAUUUAGUAUCAUGCAUUUGAGUUAAGUAUUUAUAGUAUGUCUAAUGUGUUGACAUAUUAUAGGAGUCAUGCCACCACGUACUGGUAGACGACGCCGGCAGAAUCAGGACGGGAUGCAAGGUCCUACCCAAGGUCCAUCUGUAGGGGAAUCUAGUACCCUAGGAGUUCGAGGUGGUGCAGGAAAUGAGCAGUUUGCGAGAACAACACAGGAAAUAGCAAGGACAGAUAGAGCAGAGCCUAGUGAUCCAGAAAAGGCAUACGGAAUUGAACGGCUGAAGAAGUUAGGAGCUACAGUGUUUGAAGGUUCCACAGAUCCAGCUGAUGCAGAGAACUGGUUGAAUAUGCUUGAAAAGUGUUUUGAUGUGAUGAAUUGUCCUGAGGAGCGAAAGGUUAGAUUGGCCACAUUUUUGUUGCAAAAAGAGGCUGAAAGAUGGUGGAAAUCUAUAUUAGCAAGACGCAGUGAUGCACGUGCUUUAGACUGGCAGACUUUUAGAGGCAUAUUCGAAGAUAAGUAUUAUCCCAGCACAUACUGCGAAGCCAAGAGGGAUGAAUUUCUGGGGUUGAAACAAAGAUCACUUUCAGUGGCUGAGUAUGAGAGGAAGUAUACCGAGCUUUCACGGUAUGCUGACGUUAUUAUAGCUUCUGAGAGUGACAGGUGCCGAAGGUUUGAAAGAGGGUUGCGUUUUGAAAUACGUACCCCAGUUACGGCCAUUGCUAAGUGGACGAAUUUCUCUCAGUUAGUGGAGACUGCCCUUCGUGUGGAGCAGAGUAUAACAGAAGAGAAAUCGGCAGUGGAGCUUAGUCGUGGGACUUCAACAGCUAGUGGAUUUAGAGGCCGUGAGCAGCGGAGGUUCACGCCUGGGAUAAAUAUUUCAAGCCGUCAAGAUUUUAAGAAUCGCUCUGGAGGCCAAGCAUCGAGGAACGUGAGUUAUGGUAGUGUUUUUCAGAGACAGAGCCAGAGAAUACCUAGUCAACCCAUUAGAUCAACAGUAAGAUUGCAACCAGGUCAAGAGUCCAUUGCUAGUACCGUCAGGCGAAUACCAUGCACGAGUUGUGGCAGGAACCAUCGGGGUCAGUGUUUGGUAGGUGCUGGUGUAUGUUACCAGUGCAGACAGUCAGGACAUUUCAAGAAAGAUUGUCCGCAGUUGAACAUGACAGUUCAGAGAGAUCAGGGAGUUGGGUCCCAGACAAUUGAGCAAUCGAGAGUUUCAGUGGUUCCAACAGAGGGCACCAGUGGUGCAAGGCAAAAGGGAGUUGUUGGAAGACCGAGGCAACAGGGAAAAGUCUAUGCUAUGACUCAACAAGAAGUAGAGGAUGCACCAGACGUUAUUACUGGUACGAUUCUUAUUUGUAAUGUACCUGCAGAUGUUUUAUUUGAUCCAGGUGCUACGCAUUCCUUUGUUUCUAGUAUAUUUCUGACUAAGUUGAAUAGGAUGCUAGAGCCUUUAUCUGAGGGGUUAGCUAUAUACACUCCAGUUGGUGACGUUUUACUUGUUAAUGAGGUGUUACGUAAUUGUGAAGUUUUAGUAGAAGGUAUCAGUUUGCUAGUGGACUUGCUACCACUAGAGUUGCAGAGGUUAGAUGUAAUUUUGGGAAUGGAUUUCUUAUUUGCUCAUUAUGCAUCUAUGGAUUGCCAUAGGAAGGAAGUGGUUUUCAGAAAACCAGGCUUUGCUGAAGUGGUUUUUAGAGGUAUGAGGAAGGCCGUUUCUAGAAGUCUAAUCUCAGUUUUGAAAGCUGAGAAAUUACUGAGGAAGGGUUGCACAGCGUUUCUUGCACACAUCGUAGUAGUGCAGAGAGAAAAACUAAAGCCAGAAGAUGUUCCUGUGGUGAAAGAGUUUCUUGAUGUAUUUCCAGAUGAUCUGUCAGGUUUGCCACCUGAUAGAGAGAUUGAGUUCACCAUUGAAUUAUUACUAGGAACAGCACCUAUUUCACAGGCCCCGUAUAGAAUGGCUCCAAGCGAGCUAAAAGAAUUGAAGAUGCAGUUACAGGAACUAGUUGACAAGGGAUACAUCAGGCCUAGUGUUUCGCCGUGGGGAGCACCAGUGCUUUUUGUGAAAAAGAAAGAUGGUACCCUCAGAUUAUGUAUUGACUAUAGACAGUUAAACAAGGUUACAAUACGUAACAAGUAUCCUUUACCACGCAUCGAUGACUUAUUUGAUCAACUAAGGGGAGCAACGUUGUUCUCUAAGAUUGACUUAAGGUCAGGAUACCACCAGUUGAAGGUUAGAGAAUCAGAUAUUGCUAAGACAGCAUUUAGAACGAGGUAUGGGCAUUAUGAGUUUCGAGUUAUGCCAUUCGGUUUAACGAAUGCGCCAGCGGUUUUCAUGGAUCUCAUGAACAGGAUCUUCCAUCGGUAUUUAGAUCAGUUUGUGAUUGUGUUCAUUGAUGAUAUAUUAGUUUACUCAGUUGACAGAGAAUCUCAUGAGGAACAUCUGAGGAUUGUUCUACAGACUCUACGUGAAAAACAGUUAUACGCUAAGUUCAGCAAAUGUGAGUUCUGG